Molecule: messenger RNA, 2796 nt
Organism: Purpureocillium lilacinum
Lineage: Eukaryota; Fungi; Ascomycota; Sordariomycetes; Hypocreales; Ophiocordycipitaceae
Biological process (GO): protein quality control for misfolded or incompletely synthesized proteins; protein targeting to peroxisome; protein processing
Cellular component (GO): peroxisomal matrix
Molecular function (GO): ATP-dependent peptidase activity; serine-type endopeptidase activity; ATP binding
Source: RefSeq, a predicted model, not a curated record
AUGGGAAGACCACAGACUGCUACCCUGCCGAUUAUCCCUCUCGCCAGAGGCACCGUCCUCCUGCCCGGCCUCGUACAGCGGAUCCCCGUCAGCUCCAGCCGCCCAGACAUCCCCGCCCUCCUCGCCCACGUAUACGAACGAGCCGCCGCCAAGGGCCCCGACGGCCGCAUCGACGGCGUCCCCAUUGCCUGCGUCCCCGUCUCCUCUCCCCUCGUCGGUCCGACCGGCCAACUACUCAUCAACAAUGGCGAAGAGGUAGAUGGCUCGCAGGUCGACGAGGUCAACCCCGGCACGGCCAACAAGGAUGACAUCUUUGGCUUUGGCGUGGCCGCCAAGAUUAUCGGCAUCGACGGCCGCGGCGGCGGCGAGUUUGCGCUGCGGGUCGAGGCGACGGCCCGCGUCCGCGUCGACCACAUCCUGCGAGAGCGUCCCUUUUUCGAGGGCAAGGUGACAUACUUUAGCGAUGCCAUCGAUAUCGGCGACAAGCAGCUCCAGGACCUGUUCGGCCUGCUUAAGUUGCGGUCUCGGGAACUCGUCACGAUUCUUCGCAUCUCGUCCCUGCUGCCGCGGACAAAGGGCGGGCCCAUGCUGUCGCCAGCCAUCACGAAACGACUUGAAAUGCUCAUCAUGAGGAGAGAGAUCAAGGAGGCCGGACUCCUCGCGGAUUUCAUGGCCAAUCUGGUCGAGACGACCCAUGAGGAGAAGCUCGGCGUCUUGGCCGCCCUCGAUGUCAAAGUGAGAAUAACAAAGGUGGUGGAGCUGCUCGAGCGGCAGGUCGGGGGCAUCAAGAACAACUUCAAGAUCACGACCUUUACAUCCGUGCCGGUGCAGAUUCUUGACCGCCUGAACGAUGGUCAGUCCAAGAAGCCAAACUCGAUACUGCAGGUGCCCGGCAUGACGUUCAUGCCCGGCAAUGGCCAAAUGCCUCCUGGCCAGGAUCAAAACGACGAUCAGGAGGCCAAUGAGCUCGACGAACUCAAGAAGAAGCUUCAAGCCGCUCGUCUCCCUCCCGACGUCGCCAAGUCUGUCGACAGAGAGUUGCGACGACUCCAGAAGAUGAUGCCCAUGAACCAGGAGUAUCAGGUCACCAGGAACUGGCUCGAGACCUUGUCCGAGAUCCCGUGGUCCGCCACGACGGACGACAGAUUGGGGCCUGACACCUUGACUCGGGCUCGCAAGCAACUCGACGACGACCAUUACGGCUUGGACAAGGUCAAGAAGAGACUGAUAGAGUACCUCGCCGUGCUUCGGCUGAAGCAGUCCAUCAACGAUGAAGUCGAUGAUAAGAUCCGCAAAGCUGAAGCAGACGUCGCUGCCCCGGACGCAGAGGAUGCAGCGUCCAGCUCUCUGGACACUGCGGCCCCAGCCGAUGCAUCUGAUCCUCACAACACCAAGCUGGAACUGCUCAAAUCCCAGCGGAUGGUCGACAAGUCGCCGAUCAUGCUGCUUGUCGGCCCGCCCGGUGUGGGCAAGACGAGCCUUGCCAAGUCGGUGGCCACUGCCUUGGGCCGCAAGUUCCAUCGGAUCUCCCUCGGCGGCGUGAGGGAUGAGGCCGAGAUUCGCGGCCACCGAAGGACAUAUGUUGCAGCCAUGCCCGGCCUCAUCGUUCAGGGUCUGCGCAAGGUUGGCGUCGCGAACCCCGUCUUCUUGCUGGACGAGAUCGACAAGAUUGGCUCUGCGAGUGUGCAUGGCGACCCUUCCGCCGCCAUGCUCGAAGUGCUCGACCCAGAGCAGAACCACACCUUCCACGACCACUACGUGGGCAUGCCCAUUGACCUGUCCAAGAUCCUCUUCAUCGCCACCGCCAACAGCCUCGACACCAUCCCCGCCCCUCUGCUGGAUCGAAUGGAGAUGAUCUACCUGCCCGGCUACACAACGCUUGAGAAGCGCCACAUCGCCAUGCAGCACCUGGUCCCGAAACAAGUCCGCGUCAACGGAUUAGCCGAGGAUCAGGUGGGUUUUGACCAGGACGUCGUUUCCAAGAUCAUCGAGUCGUACACUCGUGAGUCAGGGGUUCGCAACCUGGAACGUGAGAUUGGCUCCGUCUGUCGUGCCAAGGCGGUCGAGUUCGCCGAGGCCAGGGACGCCGGUCGCCUAGAGAUGUACCGCUCGCGUCUCACCGUCGAGGACGUGGAGAACAUAUUGGGCAUCGAGAAGUUUGAGGAGGAGAUUGCCGAGAAGACGAGCAGGCCAGGCAUAGUGACAGGUCUCGUGGCGUACAGCUCGGGCGGCAACGGGAGCAUCCUAUUCAUCGAGGUCGCGGACAUGCCCGGCAACGGCAGGGUGCAGCUGACGGGCAAGCUGGGCGACGUGCUCAAGGAAAGCGUCGAGGUGGCCCUGACAUGGGUCAAGGCGCACUCUUUCGAGCUGGGCCUGACCGCGGAGCCAACCAUCGACAUCAUGAAGGACCGCAGCAUUCACGUGCACUGCCCGUCGGGCGCCAUCCCCAAGGACGGCCCCAGCAGCGGAAUCGGACAGGCCAUCGCCCUCAUCUCCUUGUUCUCUGGCAAACCUGUCCCUCCUACAAUGGCCAUGACGGGUGAGAUAUCUCUCCGCGGCCGAGUCACUGCCGUCGGGGGCAUCAAGGAGAAACUCAUCGGCGCGCUACGGGCCGGCGUCAAGACGGUAUUACUACCCGCGCAGAACAGGAAGGACGUCAAGGACCUACCGCAGGAGGUCAAGGACGGCCUCCAGAUCUUCCAUGUCAGUCAUAUCUGGGAAGCGAUUCGGCUGGUCUGGCCCGACUCUCAUUGGGCCGCCGACAGCAACUUUGCUGGUAUCGAGAGCCGUCUAUGA